ACCCUCAGAGCAGGGACUAGGUUCGCCGGAACCCCACGCUCCCGACUUCUGCUUCCGGGUCGGAGCCAUGGCGGUGGCAAAUUCAAGCCCUGUCAAUCCCGUGGUGUUUUUUGAUGUCAGCAUUGGCGGCCAGGAAGUUGGCCGCAUGAAGAUCGAGCUCUUUGCAGACGUUGUGCCUAAGACGGCCGAGAAUUUUAGGCAGUUCUGCACUGGAGAGUUCAGAAAAGAUGGGGUUCCAAUAGGAUACAAAGGGAGCACCUUCCACAGGGUCAUAAAAGAUUUCAUGAUUCAGGGUGGAGAUUUUGUUAAUGGAGAUGGUACUGGAGUCGCCAGUAUCUACCGGGGGCCAUUUGCAGAUGAAAAUUUUAAGCUUAGACACUCAGCUCCAGGCUUGCUUUCCAUGGCAAACAGUGGUCCCAGUACAAAUGGCUGCCAGUUUUUCAUCACCUGCUCUAAGUGUGAUUGGCUAGAUGGGAAGCACGUGGUGUUUGGAAAAAUCAUUGAUGGACUUCUGGUGAUGAGAAAGAUUGAGAAUGUUCCCACAGGCCCCAACAAUAAACCCAAGCUGCCUGUGGUGAUCUCACAGUGUGGAGAGAUGUAGUCCAGAGGAAGACUGAAUCAGUUAUGAAAGCAACAUCAUCUCCUGAAAUGAAGUAUGAAAAUUUUCACAGAAAACAGUUAAGGCCCCCCCUUAACCGCUCACCCCCAUCCACAUCUCCAUCCCACUGCUCUCCUCAGAGGAAACUUCUUAUCAGUUUGAUGUAUGUCCAUAGGGCCUUUUCUUUGCCCAUCUAAUUUUGGGAGGUUUUGUUUUUCCUAAAUGGCAUCAUACUAUUUGUUCAUCACUUUAUUUCCAUUUGAUCUUAUGUCUGGAAGACUUUUCCUCCUCCAUUCAUGUAAAACUAUGUUGUAUUUAAACAAAACAAAACUGAUACAAUAUGCUAUAAGAUGUUUGUAGCAAAUAUUUUAUUUUACCUUUUUCUUAAUGAUUUGAAUAAUUAUACAUUCUGAGUCUUAGUUCUUUACAUGUUUUGACCAUUUUGUCUAGAAUAUAUUUUAAGAAAAAACUGGCAGUGGGUUUCUUGUCUUAACUUUGGUGAUAUCCUUUGUUAAACGGAAGUUCUAAAUUUUGAUGAGAUCAAAAUUUUUAAUCUUUUCCUUUGUGUUGUGUUUUAUCUUGUUUAAGAAGGUCCUUACUACCUCAAUCAUAAUGCCUUCUGUAUUUUUUCUAAUGCUUCUAUAGUUUUAUUUGUAUACUUACAAAAUUAUCUAGAAUUUAUUUUUCUGGACUCUGCCUUUUUUUUCAAAUGGAGAUCUAGUCAAAUACCAGACCAUCUUAAUGACUGUGCAUACCUCCAUCUGUGACUUACUUUGUGUUCACAGCAUCUGGCACUUACAGGCAUUCAGUUAAAAUUUAUUACAUGAGUUAAUAGAGAGGGAGAAUGUCAGGCAUUUUAGGCAGGGAACUGGUGUGAGCAAAUGCCAGGGCAGGAAUGCACAAGUGUGUGCUGGAAGCUCACGUGGACUCUUGUUCAGCCAAAUGCUCCCUUCUCAGGCCUAGUUGACACUCUGAGCUUUCUUUUCUGCCAGUACUGGGGGCCCCAGGCUCAACGUGCUUUCCCCCUGCCCUCGCUGCUGGCCAUUCCCUCUCCUACUCGUUUCUUGGCUGAACUAAAGUUGAGCUCAUAAGUCCUUUUCCUUCUAAAGACUGACCACUGAUCACCACCAUAGGACAGAAGAUCACAAAAACAAUAAAAUUUAGAAAUCCUUUUAUGUUUAGGGCCUUUUCUGUAUUUUUCUGAGACCCUUACAGAAAGUUACUGGAAAUACAUGUUAGGAGUUUGUUUUCUGAGGGUGGGCGAUCAUCAACCCUCCUCUCCUCACCCGCUAUUAGCAAAGGUCACGUAAACAUUUGCCCCCAUGAAAGCCCUUCCUUUUAGCCUACAACCCCAAGCAGAACAAAUUCCAUGGAGAACAUUUGAUGCUCCAGAGGCCCUCUAGACCAGAACUUUCCAGUAGGCAUUCCUUUCUGUGAUGGUGGAAAUGUUCUGUAUCUGUGCUGUCCAUUAUGGUAGCUUCCAGCUACAUGUGACCAUUGAGCACUGGAAAAAUGUGACUGGUGUGACUGAGGGACUGAAUUUUUACUUUUAUUUAAUUUUAAUUAAAUUUAAAGAGCCACAUGUGGUACCUCCAAUUUAGUCUUCUAACCUUGACUUGCUCAGAAUUAAAUCUUUCAUAGCUUAUAUUUAGAGACAAUACAGUAAAAGCAGUUAUAUCACUUAUUGAAUAUUUCUUGUGCUCAAAUUCUGAGCUAAGAACCUUACUUUAAUUAUCUCAUUUAACUUUACCAAGUUAAAAGCUCAUAGGUUUUAAGGUGUUAGGGAAUCUAGGUGGCAGUCUGACCUUAAGGCAUUCCACAGAUGGGUUCCCCACUUUGGGUUUCUGAGUAAUGGAUUUGGGAGAAAGUAAGGAAAAGUAAGGAAAGUAAGUAAAAGAUUUGGGAGUAUGAUAUCAUUUCAUCAUGUUUCUUCCCAGCUGUGAAGUUACAAGCAUCUCUGAUUUCUAAAGGAGUAUUUCAGAUCCCUCAGGUUGUUUGAGGGCAGAAUAAUGUUUGACAGCCAGUGUAGAUGAUGUUUUUAAGUCCUACUAGGCAGUAUUUCUCAAGCUUUAAUGUACAUAUGAAUCACCAGGAGAUCUUGUUC
Molecule: messenger RNA, 2702 nt
Organism: Balaenoptera acutorostrata (minke whale)
Lineage: Eukaryota; Metazoa; Chordata; Mammalia; Artiodactyla; Balaenopteridae
Gene: PPIH
Product: peptidylprolyl isomerase H
Exons: 10
Coding region: 68-601 (177 amino acids)
Biological process (GO): protein peptidyl-prolyl isomerization; protein folding
Cellular component (GO): intracellular membrane-bounded organelle
Molecular function (GO): peptidyl-prolyl cis-trans isomerase activity
Source: RefSeq, a predicted model, not a curated record